AUGGAAGACCAAUUUUCUGAAGAUUAUCACCUUUCACUUCAGUAAGGUUCAAUCAUCUCUAUCUUUAAGCAUCUGCAAGACUCUCUGAUAGAUUCCAAGAUAAAUUUAAGCCAUAAUCUAUUUUUCUAGAUUAAAACCCUGUCCCAAACAAAUAUACAGAUACAUCUUAAUUACAACUUUGGGAAUCAAAUUCUGAUAAUCAAUUAAAAGAAUCUUAAUAAUAGCCUUCAAUAAAUGGGAUUAAUGUUCGGAAUUCAUUAGUUUUACAAGUAAUCCACAUAUUUUUUUUUAGAAUCGAACUAUGACUCACAUACCAACAAUCAAAAGAAUUAAAUAAAUCAUAAAUAGGAACAAAUUAUUAUUAGAUGUUAAAGAUAAACUAAUGAGAAUAGGUUAUAUCUAUCCUAAAAAUGAAAAAACCAAUCUCAUAAAUUUUCUAAAAGAAACUUAUUUAGGAGAAUCAAAUUAAGAUUAAAUGAGAAAAUAAAUCUUUUUUGAGCCAAUUAAAAUUAAACUUCCAACCUUCAGUCCAACAAGCAAAUUUAUCUUAAUUUGGUAAAUUUUUAGAAUUAUUUAAAUUAUGUUUUUAUUGUGGUGGGUUCCUUUCAAAAUUGCAUUUACUCCUCAAAGUUCUACUGAUAUUAUUAAUAUUGAACAAGCUUUAAUCUACUUUAUGAUUUUUGAUUUAAUAAUUAAAUUAAAUGUUGGCAUUAUUGAUCAAGGUUAAAUUAUGAAGGAUCGUCUUUUCAUCCUUCUUUAUUAUAUCAAAUAUGAAUUGUAUGAAGAUGUCAUUUAUUUAAUUACUCUGAUCAUCAUCAUAAGAGAAUAACCAAUAGAUACUUAUCUUAUUAAAGAAAUUAUUGUAUUAACUUAAUUCUUACUUAAUUUCAUUAAAUUAAAAAAGAAAAUUAAAACUUAUGAAGAAACUCUCACUACAUAAUCAACUCUUAUUGAAUUAGCUAAUUUAUCUUAAUUAAUUAUUGUGAUAUUUUAUUUUGCACAUUUUAUGGCUUGUGUUUGGUAUUAUGUUGGUAUUAAAAGUUUGGAUCAAUUUAAUGAAUCUUGGAUUAUUAAAUAUAAAUUAAUUGAUGCUCCAAUAUCAUUUUGUUAUGGAUAUUCAUUUUAUUGGGCUACUGCUACUAUGGUUACAGUAGGAUAUGGAGAUGUUACUGGAUAAAAUAUUUAUGAAGUUCUUUGUUCUAUUAUAUUAAUGUUCUUAGCAAGUGGAAUAUUUGCAUUUUCAAUUAAUUCUAUUGGUUAGAUAUUUAGUAACAUUGAUACACAAUAAUAAGUUUAUAAAAGAACACUUUUAUUAAUUAAUCAUUAUAUGUAAUUUAAUGAAGUUUAAAUAUCAUUAUAAAGUAGGAUUAGAAAUUAUAUUAAAUACUUCUUUGAAUAGGAAAAUACAGGAAAUAAAAAUGAAAUUGAUAUGGUUUUAAAUCAAUUAUCAAAUAAUUUGAGAUAAGAACUUUUAUAAGAUGUAUAAUUAAGAGUUUUGAAAUAAGCAGACUUUUUUAGAAAAAACUUCUCUCAAUCAACCAUUAGAUUAAUUGCUGAUCAUGUUAAAUUUUAGUAAUGCACUCCUAAAGAAUUAAUUUAUAAAUAAUAAAAUAAUGAUGAUAAAUCAGUUUAUAUUAUUUAAAAAGGAGAAAUACAAUUAAUAGAUGAUAAUUCUGGUAAGAUUCUUAAAAGUUUCACAAAGGGUUAAAGUUUUGGAGAAUUAGAAUUUCUAUCUUUUUAGGCAAGAUUUUGUAGUGCAUAUAGUGUAACAUUCAGUUAAUUAUAUAAAAUUUCAAGAGAAGAUUUUCUUAAUUUAAUAAAAGAUAAUGCAAUUGAUUAUUAAAAAUUUCAAUAAAUGAAAGAUUAAAUUUAGUUAAAAUAUCAAAAUGAAUAAUUUAAAUGUUAUGCAUGUAGUUAAAGCCAUCUUAUUUGGGAUUGUCACUUUCUAUUUUACAAGCCAAAUAUUGAAGCUUUAAUUAAAAAAUCAUUAUUUCACACUGAAUAACAAAGAUAAAAUUUUAAAAGAUCUGAUAAAAGAUAUUUGAAUAUUUUACAUAAGAGUUUAGAUAAUGAAGAUUCUCAAGAAUAAACAUAGAAAAUUGUUUCAAUUCCAUCUGAAACAUCUUCUGAAGAUUCCUUGUAAGAUAAUACUAAAAAUUAAUUAGAUAUAGAAUAAGAAAAAUAAAGAGAUUCUAUUUAUAAAUAAGGGCAAUAAUAUUAAUAAAGAAAUGUUUUGCCAUAACUUAAAUAAGGAUAAAUAGCUAUAGAAGAUCUUAAUUUUAAUCUUAAUAAAAGAUAAUCAAAUCGUUUAAGUAUAAGAUAAGCUGAUAAUGAUCUACCAAUAACACUAAAAAGAAAGUCUUUAUAAUCUAUAUUUCCAUAUGAUGUUAAAAAUUCUGCAUCAUCUUCUUAAUUGGCUCCAAUAAAAGAAGACAUUAGAAAGGAAAAUAAGGAAUAAAAUUAUCAUCUUAAAAGUUUUCAUUAAUUAGAUGAAUUAAUAGAUAACAAAUAUUAUGAUGAUGAGAUUGAUUCAGUGUUUUCAUUUUAGUAUUACUUUCCACUUAAUAAUGUUGAAACUGUUUUAUAAGAAUAUUAAAGAUUUCAAAAGUAAUUUAGAUAAAAAAAAAUUAAAGUUAUCAAAAGCAAAUAUAUGUUCCAUAAAAUUACAAAAAUAAACAAACAAAAAUAAAGUAAACAUAAGAAAGAUCAAGCAUCAGUAAAUUCUUUAGUAAUUAGAGAAAAUAUAUGA
Molecule: messenger RNA, 2749 nt
Organism: Paramecium pentaurelia
Lineage: Eukaryota; Ciliophora; Oligohymenophorea; Peniculida; Parameciidae
Source: the annotation of a GenBank genome assembly